UUUCUUAAGCUGUACGUCAUUGACUCCUGGACCCAACUGUGACCGCUUCAAGCUGCACAUUCCGUACGCUGGGGAGACGUUAAAAUGGGACAUAAUUUUCAAUGCUCAGUACCCAGAGCUGCCCCCCGAUUUCAUCUUUGGAGAGGAUGCUGAAUUCCUGCCAGACCCCUCUGCUCUUCAUAACCUUGCCUCCUGGAACCCUUCAAACCCCGAGUGCCUCCUGCUUGUGGUGAAGGAGCUGGUGCAGCAGUACCAUCAGUUUCAAUGCAGCCGCCUCCGCGAGAGCUCGCGCCUCAUGUUUGAGUACCAGACACUCCUGGAAGAGCCUCAGUAUGGAGAGAACAUGGAAAUUUAUGCUGGGAAGAAAAACAACUGGACUGGUGAAUUUUCAGCUCGUUUCCUAUUGAAGUUACCAGUAGAUUUCAGCAACAUUCCCACAUACCUUCUCAAGGAUGUAAAUGAAGACCCUGGAGAAGAUGUGGCCCUCCUUUCUGUCAGUUUUGAGGAUACUGAAGCCACCCAAGUGUACCCCAAGUUGUACUUGUCACCCCGAAUUGAGCAUGCACUCGGAGGCUCCUCAGCUCUUCAUAUCCCUGCUUUCCCAGGAGGAGGAUGUCUCAUUGAUUAUGUGCCUCAAGUUUGCCACCUGCUCACCAACAAGGUACAGUAUGUGAUUCAAGGAUAUCACAAAAGAAGAGAGUACAUCGCUGCUUUUCUUAGUCACUUUGGCACAGGUGUCGUGGAAUAUGAUGCAGAAGGCUUCACAAAACUUACUCUGCUGCUGAUGUGGAAAGACUUUUGUUUUCUUGUACACAUUGAUCUGCCCCUGUUUUUUCCUCGAGAUCAGCCGACUCUCACGUUUCAGUCCGUCUAUCAUUUUACCAACAGUGGACAACUUUACUCCCAAGCACAAAAAAAUUACCCCUACAGCCCCAGAUGGGAUGGAAAUGAAAUGGCCAAGAGAGCAAAGGCUUAUUUCAAAACCUUUGUCCCUCAGUUCCAGGAGGCUGCAUUUGCCAAUGGAAAGCUCUAGGAAACACCAGUGUUGAGAGGCAGCCAACCAGACUGCUCCGUCCACACGCUGUCAGCACGCAGGCCGCUUCCUGGAAGCCACUUGGGAAGUCUUGGUGGCGGUCUUUGCUCGCACAGCAGCACUGCCUGCCCCACACAACCCUACUCUGCUGGAGCCCAAACUUGAGCUGGCUGGUAGUACCCCGAAUCCUAGCACCCAUCAUUGCUGGUUGCUCCCUCUAUCCUCUUCAUAUUUUUUAGCCAGAAGAAAUAAACUCCUUUCCGAUGCAGAAAUCUUCCAGGGAAAAUAAAAUGUCAUGACCGCA
Messenger RNA from Myodes glareolus (Bank vole), 1337 nucleotides. Lineage: Eukaryota; Metazoa; Chordata; Mammalia; Rodentia; Cricetidae. The record is from RefSeq and is a predicted model, not a curated record.